AUGGCUAAACGGAACCUAUUGAUCAUCGUCAUCGCUCUUAUUGGAUGUAGCGUUAAUGGUCUUCAGAAUAAUUAUCAGCGGGAAAUUAAUAAUUCUCAUGAAUUGCUUAAACAUCUGGUGAACUAUUUAGCCGAGCUUAAAGGAGUGAAUUUGGUUGAACGAUCUGAGUACUUACACCACAUAAAAAAAUCCCCCUCCUUAUGCAUUGUUAGUAUUCACGAUGAAAAACAGAGAGAAAUACAGAGUACACCAUCUAAAAUAUGGCUUGAUGGUAGCCUAACUUCAUGCGUGAAUGUUGGUGUAAACAUUUCUUCAUUUUGUAAUAUUAAUUACAAAGUGCCAGAAUAUUUAGUGAAAACCUUAACUCUAACCUUGGAAUUCGUAGCAAAAAGUUAUGAAGUAUUAAGGCCUCGGUUACAUACCGACUGUUUCGCAGCAAUAAGAGAAAUUGUAUGUAAAGGAACUUUGCCAAAAUGUUCUCACGAUGGAACAGCCACCUAUCUGAAUUUUAGCAGUUCUUGUUCACACUUGAAUUCGACAUGCUUACCAAAUAUCAUACACAUUAAUGGUCAAUCUGGAAGUACAUUAUGCAGUGAAGCAGGCAAGCAAUAUACACUAAACGCUUGUCGCAAACCUAAGCUAACAGCAAUUAAUAAGGACCACUGUAGUCCUUUUAGUAAUGAAAUUACUUACCCAACAUGGUUAAUGGCCAGUUUAGCAAUUCAGGAGGCGACUGUUAAAAAUACAAAAACUUCCUUUGAAAGGCGAAAUGUUUCUACCGAUUGCAUUAAUAAGUGGGUAAAAUUUACAUGCAAUAGAAUUCCAUUUUGUAGUCUUGAUCAGACAAGUUUACACGUUGGUGUUAGCAAGCAACAAUGUGAAGAAGCGUUGACAUGUUUACCACCAAGUAUGGCAGCAACAAGAAGAGCCGGAAUGGAUUGUAACAGUUUUCCCGAUAGCAACAAUGCAGUGGUAGUUAGUAGCAGUUACUCUAUAUUAGCAAUUAAUUACAUUAACCUAUUUUUGGCCUAUCUAUUUACUUUAUUGCUAUUUUAA
Messenger RNA from Trichoplax adhaerens, 1056 nucleotides. RefSeq lists its product as uncharacterized. Gene Ontology annotation, molecular function: protein binding. The record is from RefSeq and is a predicted model, not a curated record. Lineage: Eukaryota; Metazoa; Placozoa; Uniplacotomia; Trichoplacea; Trichoplacidae. The transcript is spliced from 4 exons. Bases 1 to 1056 code for a protein of 351 amino acids.